GAUAAUCUCUUGUUCUUUCCUUUCUUAUCCAUCACUGCUUAUAGACAUGGCUUCCACCUAUAAUACAGCAAACAGGAACUCAGUGUCCUUCUCAAAAUAUGCUGCUAGCUCUGCUGGUGGUGGUUAUGGUGGCAAUGCUGGUGUUUGUUAUGAUGGGGAUUUUGGUGGGGCCUACAAUGCCAAUUUAGGUGGUGGCUUUAGUGGUGGACAAGGAGCUAGCUAUGGCUGUGGACAAGGUGUUGGCUUUGGUGGUGGCCAAGGAGUUGGCUUUGGUGGUGGACAAGGAGUUAGUUUUGGUGGUGGCCAAGGAGCUGGAUUUUGUGGUGUUUCAGGAUCAGGUUUUGGUGGAGGGGCAGGAUCUGGUUUUGGUGGUGGUGCAGGUGCUGGUUUUGGUGGAGGAUAUGGCUUUAGCCAAGGGGGAUUUGGAGAUGGAAAUAGCCUCCUUUCUGGCAAUGAAAAAUUGACCAUGCAAAACCUAAAUGACCGUCUGGCCAAUUACCUGGACAAGGUGCGUGCCCUGGAAGAAUCCAAUGCUGAAUUGGAGAAGAAGAUCCGGGAAUGGUAUGACAAGCAAAGUCCAGUUAGCAAAGCAGCUGACUACAGCCAAUAUUUCAAGACAAUUGAAGAUCUUAGAGCCAAGAUCCUUGCUGCCCAGAUUGACAACAAUAAAGUGAUCCUGGCUAUUGAUAACACAAGGCUGACCACAGAUGACUUUAAGCUUAAGUAUGAGAAUGAGCUGGUUCUCCGCCAGAGUGUGGAGGCUGAUAUCAACGGCCUACGCAGAGUCCUGGAUGAGCUGACUAUGGCUAAAUCUGAUCUGGAAUCUCAAAUUGAGAGCUUGACUGAAGAACUGGCUUAUCUCAAGAAGAACCACGAGGAGGAAAUGAAGGGAUUGCAAGGCCAGGUCAGCGGAAGCGUCAAUGUGGAAAUGAAUGCUGCUCCUGGAAUUGAUUUGACCAAGGUCCUUGCUGACAUGAGAGCCGACUACGAGAAGUUGUCAGCCAAAUACCAACAAGAGGCUGAAGAACGGUUCCAGGCCCAGGCCAAGGAACUCCAACAACAGAUGGUUACUGGCAGCCAGGAGGUCCAAACAUCCAAGUCAGAAAUCACAAACCUCAAACACACACUUCAGAGUCUGGAAAUAGAACUACAGUCACAGCUCAGCAUGAAAUCCGCUUUAGAGUCAUCUUUAGCUGAGACAGAAGGUCGUUACUGUGUACAGCUCUCUCAGAUCCAGGACCUCAUCCACAAGGUGGAGUGUGAGCUUGUAGAGCUCAGAAAUCAGCUUGAACAACAGAGUAACGAGUACAAAUUACUGUUGGAUAUCAAGACCCGUCUGGAGCAAGAGAUUUCCAAGUACCGAGAACUGAUCGACUCAAGUGACAGCAAGCUUCCUUCAGCAGGUGGUUCUUCCUCUACUACCACAUCUACCACCAAAGUCCGUUAAGCCAGUUCCUCCCUGAAACACUCACCUCUGAAUGUGAUGGUCCAACACAAACUGCUCAGCACUGGGUCAUUGCUGCUUCCUGAACCCUUAGAAUUCUCUUCAGUGACCCUUGAGAAGAAUCAAGGACACAAACUGUUGGUGUUUCUCUGGAAUUCUGGUUCUUAAUAAACCUUCUACCUUUUGCAAGUGAAA
This is a messenger RNA of Bombina bombina (fire-bellied toad), 1639 nucleotides long. Its product is annotated as keratin, type I cytoskeletal 13-like. The record is from RefSeq and is a predicted model, not a curated record. Lineage: Eukaryota; Metazoa; Chordata; Amphibia; Anura; Bombinatoridae. Gene Ontology annotation, molecular function: structural molecule activity. The coding region runs from base 47 to 1447 and encodes 466 amino acids. The transcript has 8 exons.